Messenger RNA from Trypanosoma grayi, 360 nucleotides. RefSeq lists its product as hypothetical. The record is from RefSeq and is a predicted model, not a curated record. NCBI's taxonomy places the organism in Eukaryota, Euglenozoa, Kinetoplastea, Trypanosomatida, Trypanosomatidae. The transcript has a single exon. The coding region runs from base 1 to 360 and encodes 119 amino acids.
AUGCGGUCGGGUGGCGAUGGCGCCAUGCCGCAGGAGCACAGCGAGGCGGCAGCAGCGGCGCUCCUCGAGGCAAACAGUGAGUUGAUGACGCUCUUCUUUCGCCAUAUCGCCGUCUGCCCGCCGCACGGGCCCUUUAAGUAUUACAGUGCGCUCACCUUCACGGAACGUGUACGUCGCUGGAGCGCGGCGCACGCGUCAACAGCCGAAUCGGUGGCGAUGGAUGCCUUGACGCCCACAGCGGUGCUGCAGCUGAUGGAGAGGUACUACAACACCCAGCACCUGUGCAGCUGGCCGCUGCUGUAUGUUCCUGCAGAAAUACGCCUGAAGGAUGUAGAGGCCCUCAUUGAGAAGGGGAAAUAA